Molecule: messenger RNA, 1474 nt
Organism: Athalia rosae (coleseed sawfly)
Lineage: Eukaryota; Metazoa; Arthropoda; Insecta; Hymenoptera; Athaliidae
Gene: Rtc1
Product: probable RNA 3'-terminal phosphate cyclase-like protein
Exons: 7
Coding region: 194-1327 (377 amino acids)
Biological process (GO): ribosome biogenesis; endonucleolytic cleavage of tricistronic rRNA transcript (SSU-rRNA, 5.8S rRNA, LSU-rRNA)
Cellular component (GO): nucleolus
Molecular function (GO): RNA endonuclease activity
Source: RefSeq, a predicted model, not a curated record
AUCAACAAGAGCUGAGAACAAUAUCCUUACUUUUUAUGAUCACAACCAGAGGUCACAUCAUCACAAUCAAGGUUGAUCAUUUGGUCCACGAGGUUGAUGCAAAGGAAAGGUGGUUUGUGCAAAGCAUGAUCCACGUGUGUUCCAUGUGUCAACGUUUUCAUGUGGUAUACACCGGUACAUUUUAUAGUAAGUGAUGCCGGCUAAAUUUGAAAACAAUGUCGUCACAUACGAAGGUUGCAAUUACUUUAGAUAUCGUCUACUGCUAUCAACAUUGUCAGGAAAACCCGUGAGAAUCACGAAUAUUAGGGUUGACGAUGAUGACCCAGGACUCAGAGAAUAUGAAGUCAAUUUCGUUCGCCUUUUGGAUAAACUUACAAAUGGAACUAAGAUAGAACUCAAUGAAACUGGGACCAGUAUAUUUCUCAUUCCUGGGCUACUGGUUGGAGGAGAUCUGGAGCAUGAAUGCAAUCUUGACCGAAGUAUUACCUAUUAUUUGGAGGCUGUUAUGAUGUUGGCUCCAUUCUGCAAAAAAGCUGUUACCAUCAAGUUGAGAGGAAUAACGAACGGUGUCCUUGAUCCAUCAGUGGACAGGCUGAAAGCCAGUGGAAUACCGCUCAUGAAACAGUUCAUAUUAGGAGAAAGUGAUGUGGAAUUGAAGAUUUUCAAGCGAGGUGUUGCUCCUUUAGGAGGUGGUGAGGUAUUGUUCAAAUGCCCUGUAAAUCGUUACAUCAAGUCAGUACAGCUCCAGGAUUGUGGAAUGGUUAAACGAGUUAGGGGAGUGGCAUGUUCCAUUCGUGUUUCCCCAGCAAUUGCUAACAGAAUGGUUGAAUCUGCCAAAGGAGUUCUGCUUAAAUUCUUGCCAGACGUUUACAUUCACACGGAUCAGACCCGUGGUGCAUCUAGCGGGAAAUCUCCUGGGUUUGGGCUUAGUUUAGUGGCAGAAACAACUAGUGGUAUAUUCCUGAGUGGUGAAGCUUUUUCUCCCUUGACUGAAAAAGGAUCUUUACCUUGCGUACCAGAAGAUCUUGGCAGAGAGGCUGCGCUUCAUCUAUUAGAUGAAAUAUAUAGGGGAGGGUGUGUGGAUUCUCCUUUUCAGAGUUUGGCGGCAUUAUUUAUGGCUCUUGGCAAGAAAGACGUUUCUAAGAUGACAGUCGGCCCAUUGACACAAGCCAUGACGCAAUUUCUACGGGAUUUGAGAGACUUUUUCGGAAUUGUAUUCAAAUUAGACACGGCAAAGAGUGACGAGUCGACUGAAGACGAACAACUUCUGAUUUCAUUGACCUGCGUUGGUAUUGGAUAUACAAAUAUUAAUCGACGUGUAAUAUAACGUAUUGUCUAAAAUUUAUUAUAUGAGAUUUACGCUGAAAUAGCUAUAAAUAAUUCAGAUUUCACGGAAAAACUUCAUCAGAAAAUAAGACUAAUGUAUGAAGAACUUGUGCACAUUGUAUAUUAAAAUAAAACGAAUUCUUGUAAA